Messenger RNA from Serinus canaria (Common canary), 2337 nucleotides. It is a transcript of the gene LUC7L2, whose product is annotated as LUC7 like 2, pre-mRNA splicing factor. Lineage: Eukaryota; Metazoa; Chordata; Aves; Passeriformes; Fringillidae. The transcript is spliced from 10 exons. Gene Ontology annotation, molecular function: mRNA binding. Gene Ontology annotation, cellular component: U2-type prespliceosome; U1 snRNP. Bases 307 to 1503 code for a protein of 398 amino acids. The record is from RefSeq and is a predicted model, not a curated record. Gene Ontology annotation, biological process: mRNA splice site recognition.
UGCGCGUGGGUUUCCGUUCCCGCCGGCGCGCGAGCGUGGCGGGCGCGGGAGGGAGCGGGCGUAGGGGCGCCUGUGGGGGCGCGAGGCGGCGGCACCGGCUCCGGCACGAAGCGAGUUUCCCGCUCCGCUUCCCACCGGGAAAGCCGAGCAGGGAAAGCGCCCGCUCUCUUCCUCCCCCCGCGGCGGCGGGGGAGCGGCCCCGCCCGUGACGCGAGGGGCAGGGCCGAGCGCCCGCCGCGCCUCGGGCCUUGUAGGCCGCUGUCGGCGUGACUCGGCCGGGCCGCGCCGGCCCCCCCGGUGCUCAAGAUGUCGGCGCAGGCUCAGAUGCGCGCCAUGCUGGACCAGCUCAUGGGCACGUCCCGGGACGGUGACACCACCCGUCAGCGAAUCAAAUUCAGUGAUGACCGAGUGUGCAAGAGCCACCUUCUCAACUGCUGCCCUCAUGAUGUGCUCUCUGGAACUAGAAUGGACCUUGGAGAAUGCCUGAAAGUGCAUGACCUGGCAUUAAGGGCAGACUAUGAAAUAGCAUCCAAAGAUCAAGAUUUCUUCUUUGAGCUUGAUGCAAUGGACCACCUGCAGUCAUUUAUUGCAGACUGCGACCGGCGGACAGAAGUGGCUAAGAAAAGACUAGCAGAAACCCAGGAAGAGAUCAGCGCUGAAGUUGCAGCCAAAGCGGAAAGAGUACAUGAAUUGAAUGAAGAAAUUGGGAAACUGUUGGCCAAAGUAGAACAGCUCGGAGCUGAUGGGAAUGUGGAAGAAUCUCAAAAAGUAAUGGAUGAAGUGGAGAAGGCUCGGGUAAAGAAGAGAGAAGCAGAAGAAGUAUACAGGAAUUCCAUGCCUGCCUCUAGCUUUCAGCAGCAGAAGCUACGGGUUUGUGAAGUGUGCUCAGCUUAUCUUGGUCUUCAUGAUAAUGACCGACGACUUGCUGAUCACUUUGGAGGAAAAUUACAUUUGGGAUUCAUUGAAAUAAGAGAGAAACUUGAGGAACUCAGGAGGAUUGUGGCUGAUAAACAGGAGAAACGAAAUCAGGAACGUCUGAAACGUAGAGAGGAGAGGGAAAGAGAAGAAAGGGAGAAACUAAGGAGGUCCAGAUCCCACAGCAAGCAUGCCAAAAGGUCUAGGUCCCGGGACCGCCGCAGACACCGCUCUCGCUCAGCCUCGCGGGAACGGAAGAGACGGACUCGAUCCAAAUCCCGGGAGAAACGGCACCGCCACAGGUCCCGCUCCGCCAGCCGCAGCCGGAGCCGCAGCCACCAUAGAAGCAGGCACAGCUCCAGGGAGAGGAGCCGAGAGCGCAGCUCCAAAAAGAGAUCCUCUAAAGAAAGAUCUUCCAGAGACAAAGAGCGCUCAAGAGAUCGCGAUCGAACAUCCCGUGACAAAGACAGAAGCUCGAGGGAGAGGUCACCGCGGGAUUUCAAAGACAAGAAACGUUCCUACGAAAGCGCUAACGGCCGAUCGGAGGAGCCAAGGAGCUCAGAGGAGCGUGAAGCAGGGGAGAUAUAACUGGCUGUAUAUUCACCUGAUCUCUAGCUUCCUAUGGAGUUGCAUACUUUGGUUUAGUUUACAGUUGUUCAAAGGGACACCAGUGAGCAGUUCCAACACUGAUACAACUAGGGUAGAUGUACAGUAUAUAAAAGUGGUUAUAACAAAGUCAGAAUUAAACCCCAUGAAGUCAUGGUGCCUAAAGCUGGGUCCUGGACUUCCACCAAGUUGUAAAACUUUUCUGAAAGAUUUCUCUUUAUUCAGGACAACAGUUUUAUGUACCAAGAUGCAGAUCUCAAUGUUUUUAAUCUCCUUUCCAAUACAAGUUAGUGAACAAAUUAUAUUGUACUACUUGCCUUGGGUGCUUUUGAACCUUUAUAAAUUCUCCAAUUCUGCUCCAGUCAAAACAGCAGCAUUGAAAGGUUGUAUUUGGGGGGGAUUUUUUUUGUUUGCUUUUUUGUAAGAGGGUGGGUGGAUGAAUAUUAACUUUUAAGAUUAUGUUCCCAGUGUUGGGUUUUAUUUUUGUUUGGGAUCCUAGGAGUUGAUUACAGUGGGAGCAUUUAGACAGGAACGUGUGCUGGAGAAAGCGGAAAUGUCUUUUUACAGUGCCUACUUAGACUCGGAAAUUGAACAGCUGUUGCAUUACAUCUUUUUUAUUUCUACUUAAAUUUUGAAAUCAAAGCCAGUCCCAUAUGUACCAUUUGAUUGGUAUGUGUUCAAUAUAUUUGUUUUUUUCCAGAAGGACUCUUUCUGCUUUUUCUUGUGGAGUACAUCUUUAAUUGUAUUAAAACAAACAAAAAAAACCAGCAACAACAAAGAAAAAUUAAGAACAAAAGAAAUAAAAAAAAAUAAAAA